Molecule: messenger RNA, 2905 nt
Organism: Grus americana (Whooping crane)
Lineage: Eukaryota; Metazoa; Chordata; Aves; Gruiformes; Gruidae
Gene: EPDR1
Product: ependymin related 1
Exons: 3
Coding region: 62-742 (226 amino acids)
Biological process (GO): cell-matrix adhesion
Cellular component (GO): lysosome; extracellular region
Molecular function (GO): calcium ion binding
Source: RefSeq, a predicted model, not a curated record
AGGCCUGCCCGCCCGCCUGCGCGCCGUGCGGGGCUGCCGUGCGUGGAGCGGGGCGCGGAGCAUGGCGCUGCUGGCAGCGGGCAGGCUGCGGCGGCCGCGGCUGAGGCCGGGGCUGGGGCUGCUGCUGCGGCUGCUGCUGCUGGGCGGCCUCCUCCUGCGGGGCGGCAGGGAGGCGGCGGCGGCGGGGGCCGAGCCGUGCCAGGCGCCGCGGCAGUGGGAAGGGCGCACCGUGUCCUACGAGCACGGUACGGGCCGAAACACCCGGGCCGCCGUCUCCUACGACGGCCCCAACCAGCGCCUCCGCAUCCUGGAGGAGAGGAAGGCGCUCAUCCCCUGCAAGAAAUUCUUUGAAUAUAUAUUACUCUAUAAAGAUGCAGUGAUGUUUCAGAUUGAACAAGUUACAAAGCUUUGCUCUAAGAUUGCUCUGACAGAGCCAUGGGAUCCAUAUGAUAUUCCUGCCAAUUCAACUUAUGAAGAUCAGUACUACAUUGGGGGACCUGGAGAUGAAAUUAUGGUACAGGAAUGGUCUGACAGAAAACCAGCCAGGAAAUUGGAAUCCUGGGUCGGCGUUUACACAGUCAAAGACUGUUACCCAGUACAGGAAACCUAUACGAAGAACAGCAGCGUGACAACCUCCACUCGCUUUUUUGAUCUACAGCUGGGCAUUGCCGACCCUUCGGUGUUUACCCCACCCAGCACCUGCCAGACAGCCCAGCUGAGGAAGAUGAAAGAUGAAUGCUGAUUAUAGACAUUGGCUGCCCCGGGCAAACAAAUAUUAGCCAAGAGGAUGGUUAUUAAUAGUCAGCUGCUGACGUCUAACCUGAUUUUUCAAGCUUAUUGUUGCUCUUUUGGGAAUUGUAAGUUUUCACUUGAAAGAGAACAUAAACAUUUAACUGAGUAAAAUAUGUAACACAAAAGAUCUCUUUCAUCAUAUUAAUCUGUUCAGUGAUGCACUUGCAGUAUUAUAUAGUUACCACUAAGAUAAUAUUUAUAGAUACUAUUUAUUUAAGCUGUGUCUGAUUUUCCUUUUGCAAAGGCUUCAUUAUUUGUUUUUUCAAGAAGACAAAGCAUAAGCAGACUGCAAUAAGGGUAACAUCUACAAGGAAAAGCUAGAUUUUGUUGUUGUUGUUACUUCUGGGGACUCGAGGGAAGAGGAAAUGUGUCCUGGGUAAGACCUCAUCCCUAACUGAAAAAUACCCCGUUUUAAACAAUGUACAUCAAAAGUAUGGAAAUUCGUUCUCUUGGUUUUGUUUUGCUUUGUGGUUUUGUUUUUUCUUUCUGCCCUUCAGGAAGGUUGUAGUCUAAUGUUUGAGCUGAUUUUUUCUUUCUGAAAAGAAACUGGGGGAGCUGUAUUCAUGUAACGCUAGCUGACAUGCAAAAAAUACUUUUCUGUUUCUUGGAAGAAUGGCAUGAAAGGAAGGCAAGGAGGGAGAGGGACACCCCCAAAAAAGUAAGCCAAAGUUUUCUUGUAUUUACUACACUUUUGGUGAAGCGUUCCAGUAGGGUGUGAUGAGACAUUUGUCAGUCAUAUUUUACUUUAGCACCCAGUUUUCAAGGCAAUACUAGUUUUAACCUAUGCAAAGAGAUUAAGAGGUACUGCACUCUAAAUGGCUUUAAUAUUUUGUAACUAUUUUCAAAAGUCCUUACUCAAAGAGUAUGGAAACACCUUUAUAAUUCCAGGUAGAAGCGAGAAAAAAAAAAAAAGGCCGUUUUUAGUGCGUAAUUAGUAAAGGCGAAAUCAGCGUUCACACAGUGCCUGGUGAUCUGGAUGGAGUGAAAGACAGAGCUGUGUGACCGGCGUGGGGAGGUGGGAGGAGGAAUGGGAGGGAGAGGGAGAGGUUUUAGAUGUCUUCUGUCUGGUGUGGCUGCAAGGCACUGCAAUGUAAGCAGAAAUUACAAUCUUGCUUUCUUUUGCACCCACUCCAUUGAUGCCUGCCAUAUCUUCAGCCAGCAUUUCAAACCUUAUCAUCGCCAUAUCCUUUUCUGGUGGGCAGAGUGAAAGUUUCUGUAAAGGAAAUAAAUAACCAAAACAAGAACGGGAAGUGCACAUAUUUUGCUUUAGAAAAUUCAAACCAAAUCUUCAUGCACCUUCAGGCCCUCAGAAGUGUGGAACGGUGAUGGGCUUUGCACUUUUACCAAGUUAAUUGGUUUAUUCUGUAAGUCUAGGCAUGCAUUUUAUUUAUUAUUUGCAAAUAGUUUUAAAGCCAGGUUCUUGACUUUUACACGUGUUGGGAGUAGUUUCCUCCAGAAGUUGUCUGGCUGAAAACAGUGCAACGCAGUGAAGUUUGGUGUGGUUUUGGGCAGUUAUCAAGUUCUGUUGCUUCCUCAGUGGCUGCUGGACUCUUCCCCCACAAACAGAUUUCUUUUUCAGGACAACUUUUAGUGAAGAGAAAUGAUCCAUUUUGACAGUGAUAGGAAGUCCUGCAUAAAUAGGAUACAUAAUUUACUGGCCAAUAGUACUAUAUUUGACAGCAAACUGAAAGCCUGCACCAUUUCUGGAGGAGAGAUGCUGGGCAGGCUUUUAGUGCUUUGUAUUCUCAUAGCUUUUCAUACGUAAACAAGUGGUACAGUGGUUAUUUUGCUUUCACAGUUGUGGUCAGAAUGGCAUUUUACUUUGCUUUGUGCCUAAUGAAAGCAUAUACACAUACCUGCUAAAAUUUAGGUAGUUCAUUAAAAAUUUUCUCUCGGACAUGACCAUUUCACUGAAACAUGCUAGUGGAAAGAAGGAUUGGGUUUCCUUAAAUUUAGAGUGCAUUUAGUCUGUACUCGCCUUCUGUAUUUUUUGUGAAAACCUAAAUGCUAACUGCAUAUUGUUUUCAUUAGGGCAAUGAUUAACAUGCAUUUCUUAAUAUCUGUGUCUUGUUAGAAUCUGGAAAAUAUAAUAAAUCUGGCUAGCAAACAUGAA